Molecule: messenger RNA, 507 nt
Organism: Brassica napus (rape)
Lineage: Eukaryota; Viridiplantae; Streptophyta; Magnoliopsida; Brassicales; Brassicaceae
Exons: 1
Coding region: 1-507 (168 amino acids)
Biological process (GO): DNA integration
Molecular function (GO): nucleic acid binding
Source: RefSeq, a predicted model, not a curated record
AUGGAUAUCAUCGGACCAAUGCCAAACUCCCGUCAACGCUGCUUCGUGUUAGUAUUAACCGACUACUUCACCAAGUGGAUUGAAGCCGAAGCCGAAGCCUUCGCGCAGGUUACCGAGAAGGAAGUUCGCGGCUUUGUUUGGAAAAACGUUAUCUGUCGUCACGGCCUACCAUACGAGAUUGUGACCGACAAUGGAUCCCAGUUUAUGUCUGGAAAUUUUAAAGAUUUCUGCAACAAGUGGGACAUCCGACUAAGCCCCUCGACACCAAGGUACCCUCAGGGAAACGGACAUGCGGAGUCCUCGAAUAAGAUCAUCAUCGACGGGUCAAGAAGCGUCUCGAUCUCAAAAAAGGACACUGGGCCGACGAACUCGACGGUGUCCUCUGGUCGCAUCGGACGACCCCCCGAGGAGCGACUAAAUCCACUCCCUUCUCCCUCGCAUACAGAUGGAAACAAUGGCUCCGGCCGAGGUCAACGUAACAAGUCUCCGCCGAUCAAAGAUGCCUAA